Messenger RNA from Anopheles marshallii, 1536 nucleotides. Its product is annotated as probable cytochrome P450 313b1. NCBI's taxonomy places the organism in Eukaryota, Metazoa, Arthropoda, Insecta, Diptera, Culicidae. The transcript has 4 exons. Bases 1 to 1536 code for a protein of 511 amino acids. The record is from RefSeq and is a predicted model, not a curated record. Gene Ontology annotation, molecular function: monooxygenase activity; iron ion binding; heme binding.
AUGUUCGCGUCCGUGGCUGUUGUGAUAGCGUUAGGUUUAUCGGUUUUAUAUUGGAUUGUGUGGCGAUUAAAAAGUUGGAAACACUACAAACUGUCAAGUGAUUUAACCGGGCCGCGUGAUUAUCCCUUGAUCGGGAGUGCGCAUCUUUUCUUUGGAAAAAGUACUGAGGAGCAGUUUCGGUGUAUAUUGGACAUUACUAAGACAUACCAAUCGCCAUGUCGUAUUUGGCUCGGCCCAAAGCUGUUCGUUUUCAUCGACAAUGCGGACGAUCUCCAGACAGUGCUCAACUCGCCCCAUUGUCUCGAGAAGGCAGAUGUGUAUCGAUUUUUCCAGUGUGAAACGGGACUGUUUUCCGCACCUGCUAGCAUUUGGCGAGUGCACCGAAAGCACCUUAGCCCCUGCUUUAAUGCAAAAAUAUUGGCCAGCUUCGUGUCGGUCUUCAAUGCCAAAAGUGCCAUCUUAGUGGAUCAGCUUGGGUUGCGGGUGAACGAAAGGGAGCUGUUCAACGUGUACGAGUACAUUGCCAAAUGCACAUUGGAUAUGGUUUGUGCUACAACACUAGGCACCAACAUGAAUCUACAGAAUGAGAAAGGGGAUGAGUACAUUGGGGCUAUUGAAAGAGCAUCGGAAUUGUUGAAUCAUCGUUUGUACAAGGUGUGGCUCCAUCCAGAGUGGGUCUAUCGUCUAACGUCCUACUACAAAAUUCAACAGGAAUGCUAUGCCACUGCCUACAAAAUGUCGCGUGCAGUGCUUGCCUUGAAAGGUGACGAGCUGGAAGAAAUAAAAAAUCGUACGGGCAUAAAGAACUCUGGCCCAGAAGAAAAACAAACCACAGAUGAUUAUCGCAAACCCCAAAUAUACAUCGAUCAGCUGUUUCGACUCGCGAAGGAAACGGGCGUGUUUGAUGAGCGUGCGAUCAGAGACGAAAUCGAUACGAUCAUUCUGGGAGGAAACGAAACGUCCGCGCUAACACUGUCACAUGUUGUCCUGAUGUUGGCCAUUCACCAAGAUGUACAGCAAAGAGUAUAUGAGGAAAUUGUUUCGACUCUAGGUGGUUCCGUCGGAGAAGUGGAAAAUGAUCAUCUUUCUCGUCUAACGUACAUGGAAAUGGUGCUGAAGGAAACAAUGCGUCUGUUUCCCGUCGGUCCAAUCAUCGCCCGGCAAUGCACGCAAGAUACGACAAUUUCUAAGACGACUAUCCCGAGUGGAGUGACGGUAGUGUUAGGGAUCUUCAACGUGCAGCGCAGUGAAACACACUGGGGAUCGGCGGCAAACACAUUCGAUCCGGACAACUUCCUACCAGAGCGCAACGUUCAUCGACAUCCGUACUGUUUUCUUCCGUUCAGUGCAGGGCCGCGCAACUGUAUCGGAUACAAGUAUGGCCUAAUGUCGAUGAAGGUAAUGCUGUGCCAUUUGCUUACGGCGUACAGGUUUACGACGGACCUCACCAUGGAACAGUUAGUAUUGAAACUAGACAUUACGCUAAAGAUAGCCAAUAAGCACCUUGUUCGUGUCGUUCGGCGGAAGCUCACUUAA